This is a messenger RNA of Coccinella septempunctata (seven-spotted ladybird), 1855 nucleotides long. Its product is annotated as zinc finger BED domain-containing protein 4-like. The record is from RefSeq and is a predicted model, not a curated record. The transcript has a single exon. Gene Ontology annotation, molecular function: DNA binding. Lineage: Eukaryota; Metazoa; Arthropoda; Insecta; Coleoptera; Coccinellidae. Bases 275 to 1855 code for a protein of 526 amino acids.
UUUCUCAUCCACACUUUCGUUGAAUUUGGUCAUCGUUUAAGGGUGUUACACUCUUUGAAAACAGGUACCGAUACUGAUGUACCGGGUUGUCGGUAUAUUUGUAACAAGGGCAAUAAAAUGAUGAAUCAAUUUUUGCAACUUUUGCAUAUUUAAGGAACUCUGAAUCGAGGAACGAAGUUCGAAUGUGAUUUGUCCAGUUUCGUUGUGUGUGAAAAGCGAAAAAAAAAAAUUCUUUCAAGUGUGAAAUUUCGUGAGAAUAAUAUCUCAAGAAAAAAUGUCUGCGAAACAAACAAUUCAGGUGUGGCUUCAUUUCUCCAAACCGAAUGGAGAAAAAAGAGUGAAGUGUUUGUAUUGUGGUCAGCAGUUAUCGGUGUUGAAUAAUUCUACAGGCCCUUUGAUCCGACAUUUAUCGAGGAAGCAUCCUACCCAACAAUUGAUAAGGCGGUCGUCACCGCAGAUUACGACAGAAAGAAGGGAAAUAAGUGCUUCCAGUUCCUCCACAUCCGCAACUGAAACGGUUCCUGCAGCAGCAUCAUUACCACUAGCAAACCGAAAUAUUUCGCAAGCAGUUGGCACUACAACGCGCCCUGUUUAUGAAUAUUUCACUAGACCUCUGCCUAGCUCAAAACAAAGGGAAAUAGAUAGACAAUUAAUAUCUAUGAUUACUAAAGAAUAUCAUCCUUUUAGUUUGGUGGAGGAUGAAGAAUUCAAAAAACUAGUGAAAUUAUUGAGUCCUAGUUAUAAUUUACCGACUAGGCAAACUGUGUCGCAUGCUCUAAUACCAACAAUCUAUAAAGAGACUGUCGACAUUGUGGAGUCGCGGCUAGCGAGAGCUUCGGCUAUAUGCCUAACUAUGGAUGGGUGGUGUUCAAGGAAUAAUGACAGUUUUUUCAAUAUUACUGCCCAUUAUAUUGUUGAAGAUAAUGAUAGGACAUUUUUAUCCUCCGAUUUGUUGGGGUGUGAUUCAUACACAGACAGACAUACGGGGGAAAAUAUCUGUGAAAAAAUCAAUCAGACUCUGUCCAGAUUGAAAAUUGAUAACAGAAUUGCAGCCAUCGUCACAGAUAAUGCCUCCAAUAUGAAGCUGGGAGUGAGAACAGGUGGUUGGUGUCAUUGGGGUUGCUUUGCACAUUCCCUCAACCUGAGAACCCAAUCUGGUUUGAAGGAAAAAGAGGUGCAGGUUGUGGUGGACAAAAUCAAAGCCAUUGUUCGAUAUUUCCACAAAAGUAGUCAUGUUUUGGUAAAAAUUAAAGAAAUGCAGGAACGGUUGGGGCUUCCAAUUUGGAAGCUGAAAAAUGAUGUACCAACAAGAUGGAAUUACACCUAUGACAUGAUUAGACGUGUGUUAUCCAUGAAGAAUGCAUUGAUAUCUACGGUUGCAAUGAUGAAUUGUUGCAAUGUUGAGAUGUUGAGCAAUGAAGAAUGGGCCAUCGCCGAACAAUCAAUGGAUAUCCUUUCAAUGUUCGACAUGGUUACGAAAACCAUCAGUGCACAAAAAAGUGUAACCUUGUCUUCACUUAUAAUUUAUUAUACGAAGCUGUCUAGACAUCAAAGUUCAACGAAUUCCUCAAAUUUAUUGCUCCCGGUGGAAAAUUUGAGGCAUAAAUUAUCAAUGGAGCUAUUGAAGAGAUUUGGUGACAUCGAAGAUAAUGAAUUGGUGUCACAAGCUACAAUCUUGGACCCCCGAUUCAAGAAGUUCGGUUUCAACGACCUAUCGAGAUACAAUAAAACCGUUCAAAGUAUGUACCACAAGGUGGCUAAUAUAAAAUGUGAUGAUAUCACAACAUCUGAUUUACAAGAAAAAUCAGCUGAUGUCGAGAAGAAUCCGAAAACGGAUAAAUAUAGUGCUUUAUAG